Molecule: messenger RNA, 348 nt
Organism: Mesorhabditis spiculigera
Lineage: Eukaryota; Metazoa; Nematoda; Chromadorea; Rhabditida; Rhabditidae
Source: the annotation of a GenBank genome assembly
AUGUCGCGAACCUCCCUGGUGUGCCUUGCCGUCAUCUUCGCCGUCGCCGUCGCCCAACAGCAACAGGGACAGUACGCGCCGAUGUCGCAAUCCUCGCAGCCGACCCGAUACAACCAAUAUCAGAACUCGAACAGCCAAUACCCGCAGCAGAACCAGCAGUACGGACAACAACAACAGUACGGAGCCACCACCACCCGAAACGGCUACAACAACAACAACCAGGGCUACACCACCACCCGAUUCGGCAGCACCACGACGAUGAACCCGAACCAGCGUUUCUUCAACUCUGCCCCCACUACCGAAUCCGCAUUCUUGGCGCUCGGCGCGGCGACUGUGGCCCUGGCUUUC